GGAGGAGGAAGUGAAAAAAGAGGAGGAGGAGGAAGAGAAAGAGGAUAGUGAAGAGUGCGUCUUGGACGAAAGACGCUUGAUUCAAAACGAGAGACGUGACAUCAGUAAACAGGAAAUAUCCCCGAAAGCGCGCUCGUCUUGGACAAGCUCCGUCUUUCAAACCGGCAAACGGUCCUGUGGACUAUUAAACGAACCACUCUAUCUCUUCACCAUCCCGAUUCAUUUCUUGUACAUGUUCUCUAUUUAUGCGUGGAUGCUGUUUCUGGUACCUCACGCUGAACACCUGGGAAUCCCUCCUUCUAAAGCAAUCUUCCUCUCCACAAUUGGCGGCAUAGGUGGCAUCAUCGGUCGGACCAUCUUCAUCAUCCUCGUUGGCAAAGGCAUCAAUGUUUAUAUCAUCUACAUCGCCAUAGGCCUCAUCGGCACAGCAUCAUUUCUUCUGGACUUCAUCAGUUCUGCUUACGCGGUGCGUGCUACAUUGGCUUUUUUCCAAGGUUUCUCCUUCUUCAUCGAGGAUGCUCUUAUGUCCAGUUUAUUGAAAGAUGCAGUCUUUGACGAUCGGAAUUUUAACAUGGCCGUGGCUCUCGGUUCAUUCGUAGACGGACUAGGGGCGACAUGUGCAGGAACAAUUACAGGUUAUCUGUUUGAUGUCACCCAGUCAUUCACGAUGGUGUUCAUCAUCGUCGGCUUCAUUCGCGCCGUCAUGGUCGUUCAUCUCUUCAUCGUAUGGAUCCUCAUCAAGAGACGACGACAAGAUGUCAGCUCUGAUUUUGACCAUUGAGGAUUUAGAGGAGGAGGCAGAAACUUCUACCUAUCCUCCUUCCUUUUAAAAUAAAUAAAGGAGGUGCCCUUAACAAGUUGAUACCGAACAAGCUAUUCAUGCGAUUGGUUAGUAAUGGCUAAUAGUAAUAACUACUUGUAUUUCCAUGAACUUUACCUAUUGUUUUGUUUUGUUUUUAGUAUGCACAAUUUAGAAUGACCUAUUGGCCUUCAAUAUAUCAGAAGUUUACCUUCUAAUUACUUCCAAUAUUUUGCCAAAAUCUUUGUUGUCAUUUCGGUGUCUUAGAAAAUCGACGAAGAACAAGAGCUUACCAAAUUGUUACCAAAUAAAUAACUCAUACGAUUUCGUCAUUAGGGACUUUUAGAUUUGCAGGGCGACAUAGUUCCUUAAAAGGACGUCACACGUAGCAGUCCACUAUGUCGACGUGCAAAUCUAAACGUCCAUAUUAACAUGUAACAUUUUGGAACGUCAUUGGGUGCCUACCUGAUUUGUUUUUUUAGGUCGGGUCGGGCUAUUGUCAUGUUGACCUUACGCCGGGCGCGGCUUAGUGGUUGGUUAGUAAUGGUUUAUAAUAGCUUACUUCAUCCCCAUGAAUCUAUACCAUCUAUUGUCAUUUGAUUAGGAACACAUUGAAAAUGGCCCUGGAUAAUAGCAUUGUUUGAAUCAAGAGUUUACCUUCUAAAUUAAUUCCACUGUGCCAUUUUCUUAGGUUAUUUUUUUUAAUGCAAACCCUUGUGAUAACCUUGUACGAAAACAAAGUAUUGCGUCAUUUAUUCAUUGUCUUUUGUCUUUAUUGUCCUUUUAAAAAUCUGCCGCGAAGCGUGGCAGAGCACCUAUAAAUUUCGGAAGAAUUUAUCUUUUUGCUUCUUUAUCUUCCCUUUCUUGCUGUGUGGUUUUUGUUCAUUUUAUAUCUCAUGAAUGGCAUGGUAAAUGAUAAUGACAAUUUUAAAGGUACUUUGUCCUAUUUGCAGGUCAAACAAUGAAAUGGUUAAAUUCCAACGACAUUUGAAUGCCAAUACUUAUUCAGAACUUCCAUCAAAACGAAAAGGUAUAAAAAAAAUUUUUUAGAAAAUAACGACCAUUAGUUGUCGAACCGACAUAAGUGAUUGCAAUCAUCUAAGUAAUAGUCUGAUUUUUAGACCAAUGUACUAAAUGGUCAUAUGAUUUGUGUUGCAUAAAGGUUCAAUCAGUUUAAUUUUGGCCAUUACAAGUAUACCGUGUGAGUCCAAAAAAAGUUUACAGCUAGAAAAUUGGUA
Strongylocentrotus purpuratus (purple sea urchin) is the source of this 2037-nucleotide messenger RNA. RefSeq lists its product as uncharacterized. The transcript has 2 exons. NCBI's taxonomy places the organism in Eukaryota, Metazoa, Echinodermata, Echinoidea, Camarodonta, Strongylocentrotidae. Bases 233 to 781 code for a protein of 182 amino acids. The record is from RefSeq and is a predicted model, not a curated record. Gene Ontology annotation, molecular function: monocarboxylic acid transmembrane transporter activity.